This is a messenger RNA of Mytilus trossulus (common blue mussel), 781 nucleotides long. RefSeq lists its product as uncharacterized. Lineage: Eukaryota; Metazoa; Mollusca; Bivalvia; Mytilida; Mytilidae. The record is from RefSeq and is a predicted model, not a curated record. The transcript is spliced from 7 exons. The coding region runs from base 111 to 470 and encodes 119 amino acids.
CAUUUGAAUUAGUAUCAACCCAAGGAAGAACGCUUACUGUACCACAAAUACAAAGAAGUCUGACAGGAACUUAUCGUUGACAUGUGGAUAAUUAUUUCACUCAAAUAAAAAUGACAGCAGAGGUAUCAAUCAUUGUACAGUUAUUCGAGUGUCCAACAAAAGGGUGUAAAGCUGUCACAUCAGGCAUGUUUGAUGUAGGAAUAGCAACAUUAGUUGUUGGGUUGGGAGCUCUACUUUCAGCAAUAACAUUCUUCAUUGUUAAACGUGCAAAAACAAAGAAUGUAAGACCAAAUGAGACCGAUGGAUAUAAUGAGGUUCAGAGAAGUAAUCCGGUAUUCACAGAUUCAUAUUCUACGUUGCAGUCUAACCCUGAAUCAAGACCUACACAAGACCCCAGUUCUGAUAUAUAUGAAGAAUGCGGUAUAGCACCUGAUAUGAGUACAUACGAAAACUGUGAAGACAGGUCAUGAAAAGAAGAACCAGAGGAUGUUUGCCGUAAAGAUUUAGUAGUUUGCUAGAAUUUUUAUUUCAAUUUUUAUGUAUCUUUUUGUUCAUGCUACUAUCUUGUCAAUUUUCAAUGUAAAUAAUAUAUUUUUUGUGUUUUGUGAUAUAUUUUAGUGUAUUGAUUUUCCUUAUAAAAAUACAUAUUUUCGACUGGUGCAGCUAAUAUUAUUCUUAAAAAAAUAAUAAAUAAAACAUACUGAAAUCAAAUUGACGUAGUCUUAAGCUUUGACCUACAAUCUUAAGAGAGACCAGACACAAUAUUCCAUGCACAUGUUUG